This is a messenger RNA of Scheffersomyces coipomensis, 2566 nucleotides long. RefSeq names its product MutS family protein. Gene Ontology annotation, cellular component: nucleus. NCBI's taxonomy places the organism in Eukaryota, Fungi, Ascomycota, Pichiomycetes, Serinales, Debaryomycetaceae. The coding region runs from base 87 to 2525 and encodes 812 amino acids. Gene Ontology annotation, biological process: mismatch repair; chiasma assembly. The record is from RefSeq and is a predicted model, not a curated record. Gene Ontology annotation, molecular function: ATP binding; ATP-dependent DNA damage sensor activity; mismatched DNA binding. The transcript has 2 exons.
AGUCAAAAAUUUACAGCCAAAAUAAAAUGUAAUACCACCAACCAAUUAUUUCUUCAUACACAUUUAUAUAUAUAACUUUGCAGGUGAUGUCAAGCGAAGUCAAUGAUGGAUGUGAUCAAGAUUUGAUCGAUGAUAUAGAUUCUGAAGUCAGAUUGUGUGUUGAUUUAUAUAGUUCGACUUUAGGAGCAUGCUGCCUAAAUUUUGCUGAAAAGAAACUCUACUUAAUUGAAGAUACAUCUAUCAAUGGAGACCUUUCUCCUAUCAUAGGAACUAUAAUCAAUCAAUUUCAAGCUAAAUCAUUGAUUGUCUCAUCAAGAAUUCCUUCUGAAAUUGUUCAAGAGUUGACUAGUUUAUCAGAACAGUAUUCGUUUAGAAUUAGUAUUAGUGCUGCUUCCGAAUUCACUUGUUCAAAUCUUGAGCUGUUAAUAAAAGAAUUGAAAUCAGAAGAGUUGAUGUGUACAGAAACAGGAUCGAUUCACUAUUACAUGUUACAAAAUCUUGUGACAAGAUCAUCUGAUAUGGCAAUUACUAUUGGAACCCUAAAUGCACUAUGGACGAGUGUUAAAAGUUCAAAUUUGUCUGAUGGUUCCAUUAAAUAUUUUAACACUAUCGAGAUUGUCGGAAUUCAGGAUAAGAUGUUUAUUGACGUAGAUCUGUUACAUGCUUUACAAAUAAUGCCUUCGUUUGGAAACAGACCUCAGUUUAACCAAAAAUCUCAGAAAAUGUCGUUAUACGAACUAUUGGAUGGAACUGAAACAUCAGCUGGCUCAAAACUAUUAAGAGAUUGGAUUAUUAGGCCAUUAUGUGAUAUUCCAACCAUUAUUGAUAGACAAAACGCUGUUGAGUUGUUAACGCUACCACAGAAUGCUGAACUUUUGCAAUCACUAAAAUCCAAUUUAAAGAAAAUAGGUAAUAUCACACCAGUCAUAGAGAAAAUUGGAACUGGUCAGCGUAAAUGGAGCCAAUGGAAAUUGAUUUUGCAAUUCUUAGAGUAUUCUGUAAGAAUUUGUGAUUUGGUUUUAACUCUUUCAGUAGAAGGCUUUGCUCAUGAAUUACCAUCUUGCUUUGCAAACUCUGCUACUCUCUCCCAAAAUGAUACAUUUAGAGCUUUGUUAGAGUUCAUGGAAGAUUUCAUAGAUUUUGAAACAUCCUUUGAAAUUGGUACAGUUAGUAUUAAACCUGGUAGAGAUUCUAUUUUAGAUGAACUUAGAUCAAAGUACAAUGAAUUAGAAGUUUUACUUCAAAGCACUGUGAAAGAAACGUCUAUAAGCAUUGGAUCUGUUGAUUUAGAUAAUAUAAAUGCAGUAUAUAUACCCCAAAUUGGUUUCUUAAUUUCUUUAAGUUGUGGUUUUGAGCAAGGUGUGGGAUUGGGUAGUGAAAUUCAAGAUUGGAAAGAAACAUUCAGAACUUCAACCCAUAUAUAUUUCAAAACCAGAACCACGGAACAAUUGGAUUCUGACUAUGGGGAUAUUUAUGAAUUAAUAUGUGACAGAGAAAUCGAAAUUAUUCAGGAGCUAAAACAAUUUAUUUUAAAGGAAGCUAAUACCAUGUUAGAAUUUCAUGGUGUUCUUAUUGAAUUGGAUUGCCUUUGCGCCAUGGCAACAGUUGCGAAUUCUUACAAGCUUUGCAAACCAGCGAUUACGGAUAACUUUGAACUAGAUAUUAAAGAUGGUAGAAAUCUUUUGGUAGAGAGCUAUGUCGAUUCUUUUGUUCCUAAUAAUUUUAGUUUUACAAAUUAUGAAGAUAUAGAAUCUAAAGUUGUAGUUAUUACAGGUCCCAAUAUGUCUGGGAAGUCUGUGCUUUUGUUGCAAGUAGCUAUGAUUGUUGUAUUAGCUCAAAUUGGAAGUUUUGUUCCUGCACUGGCUGCAACUAUUGGUAUGGUUGAUAAAUUACUAUCCACAGUUCAAACAAGAGAGUCACUAGAUAAACGUCAAAGUACUUUUGCUUUGGACAUAAAUCAAAUUUCGAAGUGUAUUUGCUUGCCUACGGAAAGAUCUCUUAUAAUAAUUGAUGAAUUUGGAAAAGGUUCAGAUGCAAUUGAUGGUCAAGCUCUAUUUGGUUCUGUGAUUAACCAUCUAGCGAGCAAACCCAAUUGUCCAAGAACUCUUGCAACUACCCAUUUUCAUGAAUUAUUUAGAAAUGAUCAGAACAUCAUUAGAGAAGAAUGGGCUGCAAAAAUUAAAUACUUUCAAAUGGAUAUUUUGUUAUCUACAAAUGGUGAAGAAAUUACAUUUUUAUAUCGCUUAAAAGAUGGAAUCUCAUAUAGGAGUUUUGGUAACUACUGCGCUAAGGUUUGUGGUAUAUCAGAAGUCAUAGUUUCUCGAGCUCAAGAAUUAAUGCAAAAAUUAGAAGCAGGUAAAAACUUGGUCCAAGAGUUUACACAAAUGUCUGCUGAUGACCACUCUGACUUUGAAAAAGCUAAGGCUAUUGCUCAUAAAUUCUUAAGCUUACAACUAAAUGAAGCAGAUACUUCUACGGAAAAUGUUGAACUUAUUCUCUCUCAAUUCCAUAAUUUAUUUAGGUGAUUAAAAUGUUGUCUAUCAUGCAUUGGGAAUUUAUUUCCUUG